AUGAGCCCGAAAUAUAUCUUGGAUGUGACUAUAUUGGUAUUCCUGCUUCUCGGAAAUAUUAGAGAUACAUCCACUGAGUUAUCAACUCUCGAUGGGAUAAUCACCGAGCCAGAUUCAUCGACAACAUCGAAUGAGGAGUCCGAUGAAGCCAGCAAGGAGAGAGCUGAUCUCAAGAACCUCAUGUUGGAGUACACAUCGGAUGACGGAAAUAGUUGUCUUUUGGAUAUGAUCAAAGACGAAGUCAUAUGGUGGCUGUAUCCCAACGGAACCCUCAAGGAAGGAACUCAGAAAUUCGCAAACAAAAUGUAUUUGGAUCUAUCGCAUGGUAACCUAAAGGAGGACUCCGACUUGUUGCGUGAGGCGAGAUCAGCGAGAAGGAAGUUUAUCAGAUGGAGAAUAGAGGUUUUUUCGGCUGCCUUCAAUACAUUGAGUGCUGCUCCAUUCAAGACCCUUUACUCCAUGAGGGAAUCCCUGAAGCUAUUAUCAUUGCGGGGGAACAAUUUCGCUGACCUGAUCCCAGAUGCUGAAGCCUUUGGUCGGUUCCUAAACGAAACCAUCUUGGAAGCAAGUAACACUGCACAACACAAGUGCGAGGUACAAUUCGCCCUUAAUGCCACCGAUCUGUACGAUCGGGAGUGCUAUCUGUACUUUCACAACAACACAAACACGGCACACUCUAUCACAACCGGUCUUAACUAUGAGGACUAUAUUCGGUUCUUGAAAGAUCGGUUUGCUCAACACGGAAAGACAUCCCAAUCUAUAGCCUGGGCUAGUUUUCCAAAUCUGCCCCGACUCGUGGAGCUGGACAUUAGCAACUGCAGCAUCGAGUAUGUGAGCAGGGAGGCGUUCCAGAACGUCAGCAAUCUGCGGCGGCUCUUCAUGUCGGACAACAAGAUCAUGACCAUAAGCCAGGACACAUUCUACCACAUCCAGGGACUGCAGUACUUGGACCUGUCCUUCACCAACUUCCUGACCUACAGCUACCAACUGCAGCUGCCCACCCUGGAAAUGGCCCUUAGUUUGAUAUACGGCCUGAAAAUCCAGCAGAAUGUGUUUAAACUGCUGCCGGAGUUGGUUUACCUGGACCUGUCCCACUCGAAGAUGACCCGAAACAGUGCAGUGGCUUUCGCCCAUUUGGGGGAUAAGUUGAAGUUCCUGAGUCUCUGCUACACCGCAAUUCCCAUGGUGAGCAGUACCAUCUUCAAGAAUACGGUUCUCGAGGGCCUUGACUUGUCCGGGAAUCCCUACCUGUCCUACAACAUUAUCGACGAUGCUUUCGAUGGAAUUUCCGAUACUCUAAAGUAUUUAUACUUUGAGCGUUCGAAUCUUAAGGAUUUGGAGUGGGCCAAGUCCUUGAAAAAGCUUCAGGUUUUGGGACUGGCGGGUAAUAAUAUUAACUCCCUGAGUCCCACCAUGUUUCAAAGUCUGGGAUCCCUGGAGAUCCUCGAUCUGAGCUCAAAUCAUGUGGGCAAUUGGUAUCGCAGCGCCUUUCACAAUAAUUCGAAACUAAGGGUAUUGAACCUAAGGAGCAAUACCAUAAAUAUGCUCUCUAAUGAAAUGCUGAAGGACUUUGAGCGGUUGGAUUACCUAAGUCUGGGGGAGAAUGACUUUAUAUGUGACUGCCAUUUGAGGGCGGUGGUCGAGGUGGCGGCUUCUAAUAAUAAGGAAGCAGAGUGCUCUUAUAACCUGCUCAACUAUAGCCAGAAAUCGGUGGCUCAGGAUCUACUUGCAGUGGCUGAAACCCUAAAUAUAGAUCGCAAACUCUGGCAGAGUCGCUUUAUUCCCUGGCUGAAGAAGAGCUACUCCAACAUAAGGGAUUUUAAUCGAGUGAAUCAUAUAAUCAAGCUGCGUUUCUCCUCCGAGGAUUACAAGGUCACCAAGUGUUCCACAGCUACGCCAUUUCAUAUGGAAGAACUUGGAGAUGAUUUUACUCUAAAGUUCCAGCUGCUCGACUAUGAGGCUAGUCAGUACUACUGCUUCAAUAACACCGAUCAACUGCAGGUGGAUGAGCUUAAUUGCCAAAUGCGAACGAUGAGUGAUCUCACGGAGGAACUGCAUCGCGUAACCAAUACGGUAAUCGCUGUGGUGGGCAGUAUAGUUGGAGUCUGCAUCCUGGGAUUCAUUGUUUACCUGAAGCGAUGGCACAUUCACUACUACUAUUCGUCUUUGAAGUCCGCGGCUCUGUUGUCCAGUGCCUCCAAGGAAUCGGUGGAUAGCUUUAGCCACAUAUCCAAAAGGGAUCCCAGCGCGGUAUACGAUAUCUUCAUCAGCUACUGCCAAAACGAUCGUCCCUGGGUGCUCAAUGAACUCCUGCCGAACGUUGAGGAAACUGGGGAUGUGUCCAUUUGCCUGCAUGAACGAGAUUUUCAGAUUGGAGUGACUAUCCUGGAUAACAUCAUCUCCUGCAUGGACCGCUCGUAUUCCCUAAUGCUGAUCAUAUCCUCCAAAUUUCUGCUCAGCCACUGGUGUCAAUUCGAAAUGUACUUGGCACAGCAUCGCAUCUUCGAGGUCAGCAAGGAGCACUUGAUCCUGGUUUUCCUAGAGGACAUACCCCGCAGGAAGCGACCAAAAACUCUGCAAUAUCUAAUGGAUGUGAAAACCUAUAUUAAAUGGCCGACUGGCAAGGGUGAUGCCAGUCCCAAAUUGGAGGAGAGGAAACUGUUUUGGAAACGCUUGCGCCGAUCUCUAGAGGUCAUUGGCAUCAGUUCCCGAGAGUUCAAUGCUUAA
This is a messenger RNA of Drosophila takahashii, 2727 nucleotides long. RefSeq names its product toll-like receptor 9 (gene Toll-9). Gene Ontology annotation, cellular component: plasma membrane. NCBI's taxonomy places the organism in Eukaryota, Metazoa, Arthropoda, Insecta, Diptera, Drosophilidae. The record is from RefSeq and is a predicted model, not a curated record. Gene Ontology annotation, molecular function: transmembrane signaling receptor activity; protein binding. Gene Ontology annotation, biological process: toll-like receptor signaling pathway; inflammatory response; immune response.